AACUGUUUAUUUUUUACAGCUGCAGAUCCUUAUUGCAUUGUGAAAUGUGAAGGAGAAAGAAUAAGAACCCCAAUCUGUCACGACACACUGGAUCCUAUAUGGAAUGUCAGUGCAAUCUUUUAUCGGAAAAGUGUGGAUUCGCCAAUUAAAAUUCAGGUUUGGAACAGCAACAUUAUUAUGGACACUUAUUUAGGUAAAGGUGCAUUAACAGUUCCAAUUACCACAGAACCAGUCAUUCAUGAAAUUGAAUUAUUUGGAAGGAAAGGUGAAGGAGGAGUAAAAAAGCCAGGAACUCUUGUAGUAGAAGUCAUCACAUCUGAUGAUCUCAUGACUUUUUAAUUUUCAUAUAUAUAAAAAUGUACUAUGAAUAGCUUUAAUGUUUGUAUCUUUGGGACCAAAAACUGCUGUGAUUUUUUUAUAAAUCUAUAAUUUUUUUCUAACUAACUUAAUAUUGAAUAGUUACAUAAUUCAAGAUACCUCAUGUAGAAAUAGUAAUUAUAUAAAAAUAUUGAACACUUUUGAUCUUACAUUUUUAAUGAACAUAUUUUGGAAUCUCAAAUAAGACAACUCUAAAUCAUUCAAUCAUAUAAUAUUUUUUGAUAUCAAUAUUUUUACAUUUGGAUUUUGCUAUGUAAUGUUUUUGAAUUAUAUACGAU
Centruroides sculpturatus (bark scorpion) is the source of this 656-nucleotide messenger RNA. RefSeq names its product calpain-5-like. The annotation marks the transcript as partial. NCBI's taxonomy places the organism in Eukaryota, Metazoa, Arthropoda, Arachnida, Scorpiones, Buthidae. The record is from RefSeq and is a predicted model, not a curated record. The transcript has 2 exons.